GCUCUUCCGGUCUGUGACGGAUGUUGUGUUUGGAUCUCAGGACCCCACAACAGACCACCACGAGGAAAAAACAAAUGUAUUACAUACAAAAUAAUCACACGACACUAAUAUUAGUAAAAUAAUGUAGUAAUGAAAGCAACGUUCGUGCUCUUAGCAGGCAAUGUUAGAUAGCCUCGCGCGAGACAGGGAUUCAUCGCGCGAGCGUAUCGGUGUAUUAAAACAGUUGAGCAUUUUAACGUCAAGUUUUCAUUAACCAUUCGGACAUCAUGGAUGGCAAGUUGCCGCCAUGGAAUAUUCAUGGAGGUCAUAGCAGCAGCAUUCCUUAUACAUCAGGGGAAUGUCAUGAGGCACGUGACUUAACAGGAGAAUCCAUGCCCUCCUUGUCAUCAUGUAUGAGUGGAGCGUUUAGGGCUUUGUUACCAGAUUACCAUGGGACGUCAUCAACCGUGACAACAAACCCUGUUAAAUAUUCCUAUUCUCCCGAUGAUCAUUGUGUCAUUCGAAGUGGAAAUGGAAUGAGUUACUCUGAGAACACUAUAGAAAGAAGGGAAAAAUUGAAUUAUAUCAAAGACUCUUUAGUGUACCCCAAGUAUACUCAGUACAUGCCACAAGAAAAGGACAGAGAAUUGGACCAAGGAAACUCACAUAACUGGACAUCUGUCAUUAAACAUGCACUAGAGAUGAGUAAUGGAAUGGAAAUGGAGCACAAUGUGGAUAUCUGUAGCCCUCUAGUGGACUUUAAUCCUGUUUAUAAAGAACCUCAGAUGGAGGUAACACGCUCCAAACCAAAUGAGAAACAGGGUGGCCUAGAGGUUAAAGGAGAACACAAUUCCUUUAUUGCUAUGUUGUCAGAUGGCACCAGCAAACAGCAAAAUGUUCAGGGAAUGGCUGUAAACCUGGAAUCAGACAUCUAUGCCGAAGGACCAUCUUUAAGAAAAGAGGAACCUAGAAGGACUGUUAUCAGAGGACAUGAGCCAGGAUUUUCAUUACCAGGAUUUUAUAGUUCACAUAAUCCUCAUUUAUUGGAAGGUUAUGUGAAAUGUGAUGAGUUUUCUUUGGUCAAGCAGCCUACAGAACACACUUCUCAGAAAACACCUACAAGGACCUGGGUUAUCAUGCCAAGUUGGCAGCCCUAAAAAAACUCAGGAGAGCCACACAAACAGUUGUUUCGGAGUAAAUAAUGAAAUGGUUUCUGACAAUUCAUCCAUUUUUGAUCUACAUAAUCUUGAUCUUCCCAAAUACUGUGUAACGGCAGAGGUUAUGGAUGGAAAAACGUCAGUUAAUUCACGUCAUCAUCCUUCAAACUAUAAUGAUCAACAGGAGAUGGGACAACAAAGUCACCUGGAUGUCUCUAAUACAACACUUAGAAAACACUUUGAAAACCAAGUGACCACUUCACCGAUAGAAGAAGGAAUUAAGAGCAAUCUGUCUGUUCCAGAAGAUAUUGAAGCUAAGGGCUCGGUUAACACUAAAAAUACUGAACUCAGUUUGAAGUUGAAAGCAAAGUUUGUCCCUGAAAUUGUUUCCUUUUCAAAUCCGAACUCAUCUCCAGAUUCACAGAAGGUUCCAGAGCAACUUCCUUUCUCCCACAAAAUGUACAUUGAUGGUACAUGUAAGGAUUCUCAGAAAGAGCAAGGGAAAAGCGACAAAUUAAAUAAACUAUGUUUUCAAGAGAACAAUUUGACUACCAGCCCCGUGUCUGUAGAUGGUAGAACAGAUCUUCAUGUUCAAGAAAAACAAUCGCCAGCAAAUCAAAGUUUAGUGCUCAUCCCAUCUGGACACUCUAAAAUGUGUGAACAGACAUUUCUCAACAAUGGUGAAGAAAGCAGUAAUCAUUCAACUCAGCAUAAUGUACAGAAUGCAUUGCAAAGGUACCAAGAAAAGAAACCAAGGAAGAUUGCAAAGAAACCAAGAAAAAGAAGAAAAACUGAGCUUGAGGAAUUAAAUGAUCAGAUACACAAAUCCACAAAAAUGAGUGACUGUUCUUUGUAUGAAUCAGACAUAUCAGAUGGUGCUGUAAAACCAGACAAAACUGGAUGUGAAGAUGUUAAUGAUAUCUAUCCGCUGACUGAUCAUGACAUCAGUGCACUGGAAGAGGACACUAUAAAUAAAAAAGACAAUGUACUACCGCAAAGAAAAAAGACAACGCCUAAGAAAAGUAAAAUUGAGGGCGAUCAUAUUACACAAAGUUGUUAUGCUGCUGAAUACCAGUGUGUUUCACAACUGCAGAGUUUUCAUGAGCAACCUGUUACAACAGAGACUUCACAAAAACCAGGUCACAGUUCUGAAGAUUCUCAUGAAAAAGCCACAUCAAAAAAGAAUAAACCAUCCAUCAGAAAAACUGUUUAUGGAAGAAAACGGAAGAGGGCUUCAAAGAUAUGUUCAAAAGCAACCUAUAGCAAUCAAAACAAUGUUUCAUAUACAUCACAAUCUCAGGUCACCCUGUUGGAAGCAAAUGCGGACAUUAAUGAAGCACAGAGUUCUUCAGUUAACCAGCAGACCAUCUCUAAUCUACAGAGUCUUGAUGACGAGUACAACCAAGAAAUAUCAAAAAAAUCCAGAAGAAAGAAAUCAAAUGAGGCUCAACACACAUUACAAAGCAAAGGGGAUUUACCUUCUCAGUUGGAGGAUGUUUCCAGUUUAUUUGAGGCUGACCAGGUGGACAACAAGAUAAAGAGGCUUCAGAAGGCAAGACGGCCUAGCAUAAAGACUUUUGGGGACAAAAAUGAUAAACCUGCAACUAUUCUUGAAGAGUCUUUAAUAGACUCCGUGAGUCCUACAGAUUCUGUUUUAACCUCGCCAAACAUUCGAAGCCCUCAGAAAAACCCAAGGAAACCAAGACAAAAGAAAAGAGUAGAUGUCAGCGAUGUUGCUGAAACACUCAACGCCAGCCCAGCAGUGUUACAACAAAAGGAUGCUACCUUACCAUUAGCAAGACUUAAGGAAAUCAUGCAGACUACCAAGAAAACAAAGCCUGUUAAAGCUAAAAGACGGGUAAAAAGGGCUUCUAGAAAGAACCUAAAUGAGGACCAUGAAACCGCUGUGUUGGACAUAGAGACUUUUACAGGCACUCUGAAGCAAGAUCCUGUUUCAGUUACAGGAAGUGACGUUGAGUCUCCAGUCGUUCUCAAAACACGUAAAACAUUUGGCAAGAAAGCGUGUCCUAAGACAGUACGCGAUGAAACCGUUCAUAUUACUGAUUUGUUCAUUUCAGAUAGUGAAAAAGUAGUUGAUUCUGUGGCGGCCAGAGAAAACACAAAAAUGACAUCAAGUAAAAGGAAAAAAACGAAUGGCAAUUCAACUGUUGGCCAAGCUUGUUUACAACCAGAAGAUAUUACGACAGUGCCCUCAAAAUCUGUUGAAUCUUUAGUUGCUUCCCAUCCAGGAAAAACUGUAAAAGCCAGAAGAGGUUCCAACAAAAAUUCUAGAAGAAAAACAAAUGACAACCACCUAAAUAGUAAUUUGGACGAAGAAGCAUCUUUAUUAUCUACUGUGACACAAGAAAAUGAAAUUUUACCUUUAAAUAUUGACUCUUCAAGCAGUUACAGACGGAAGAAGUUAAGAAAAAAGGCUGUAACCGAAAUCAAAGAUGAGGCAGAGCAAACACAGCAUGAAGAUCUGACUACAAUACCUGAUCCCAUUAUAGCAGCUUCUAGUACAAAGUUGACUUUAAAAUCAAAAAGACCAGCGAAAAAGGCAGGUAGACAGAAGGUGAAGAAUGACCAUGGGAUUUCACUGGACACGCAGACUUCCACAGAUACUCUGAACCAAGCAGAUUGUGUUCCAAUAUCAUCACCUAAAAAAUCAAAGACAAUCAAGAAAAUGUCUGAUAUCAAAGUUGAUGCAAUAAAUACUGCUGAAGACCAAAUGCCCCGACAAGACAUUUCAGCUGUACAUCAGGAAUCAAAAGCCAGCAUCGUGCCUCCAAAGAAAAGAUUCAGAACUCCGCAAACACUAACUACAGACAGUCUGUUUGAUUCAACUGAUGAAAACUAUGAGUCUGUUCGUUUGAGUGAACAAAUUUUUCCAGCCACUGGGAAUACAGUUAAUUCUGUGUCAGCCACAGAAACGGACUGUUCACAUGUUGUCAGCCAGCAAAACUCAGUAAGGACAAAACGACCAACUAAAAAGGGCAAUAGACGCAAAAGACGAGUUAUCCAAGCAAACAGCACCUCUCCAGUGAUGCAGGAAAAAAAUUCUGCUUUAACCAGAAAUAAUAACAAGAAUCUGACUUCAGACUCUUACUUUUUGCAUGAAACAACAGAAGAUCAUGGAGAGAGACAGGUUUUAGUCUCUACUGAAGCUGUUGCAAGUCCACAGAGGAAGGCAAAGAAAAAUUGGCUGAGGCAAAAAGAAAAGAGUGAGCAAGAAUUACAUUAUAGCUCUACUGAAACUACAAAUAGUUUGUCUCAUGAAGUAGACAAAAUGUCAAAUCUGCAACCUGCUUUGGAGUCGGUGUCUGAGAAUUUUGAAACUUCAGAAGCAGACAGCUGUGACCAGACAUGGAGGGCAGCUAGGAGAAAAUCCAAGAAGUCCAAAGAGAUUGCAGAAACACAUGAAUUUGCUAGUGUUUCUUUGUCUCAAGAAGCUCUGUCCCCAACUAAGAUGAAAACUGAACCAGUUGAGACAGAUGUCUUGGUCACUAGUACAGAUGUGCAAGAUUUCUCCAAGUUAUCUAAUGUUCAAACUGUUAAAGGAUUACAGUGCUCUGAUAUAGAUGGUUCUGAGGUUGAUCAUAAAAACAUUGUAAUCAGACCUAAAGGACCUAAAGUUAGAAAAGCGCGCAAGACAAAGAAACGAAAACCUGCUAAACAGAAGAGGAAAAUUGCAGGCCGGUCAACCCAAAGAAUUAAAGAGGAGGAACAAAAAUACACAUAUUCUGAUAAUGUAAUUGCUUGUGAUGUUCAGGCUCAAAUUAAUGAUAACUCAGCAAGGACCACAGUUACACAAGAGGAGCCAGUAAAUUCAGAUGUGUACAUAUCAAGAAAAUCAACCCGGAUACAAAAAAUAAACUUGGGUCCGGUUGUUGAAAGUAAGGUCAAUAGCACAGACAUCACUGAGGACAUCACGCUGUCUGGUUCCAUUAAUAAUUCUGAAUGUAAAGACCUAAACGAUGUCCAUGAGAUUUCAGUAAGCAGUGAGCAAAAGACACCAAAACGUGGAAGACCCAGGAAACACAAGUUAGUAGUAGCACAUCUAGAAGAUAAUGUUACAGCACCUGUCCACAUCUCAGAUCAACCUUUGUGUCAAAGCAGCGCAGAAAAUAACAUUGAAGCAGCUGGUAAUCAAGUAAUACUUAAAGUUGUUCGACACCCUAAAAAGAGAAGAGGAAGGAAAAUGAAGAAAAAGUUCACUAAAGUUACUAAACAAUUAGAAACGGAUCCCUCAGAACCGAAUGAUGCAGAUCAGACUAACAACAAUUUGUCACAGAGCAUCCAUGGACGUGGACGUAAACACAAGAACUUGAAAGCACCAGGAAGAAACCUCAAGUUAUCAUCUUUGAAAGUUACUGGCAGAACAUCUGAACUGGGCACUGGCGAAGCAGAGACAUCUUCUCUGCCCCCAAAUUCCGUAGAAGCUUCACUGCUUAGGCGGGGGACAAGGAUAAAACGAAAACUUGAUGACAUAACAACUAUACAAGAUGAAGUUGCGACUGCUGAUGAGAAGAUUGUAGAAAUUAAUUUUAGGAAACGUGGUCGAAGGAGACAAAUGGUGAAAGAGCUGUGCUUCGAUGAUUCAGAAACCCAACCUGAACAACCCCACCAAAGUGUCUCUCUUUUAUCCAAAAAUAAGUCACCAGGUCAACCUUUAAGUUUUGAAGAUUGCUUUGAAGUUUCUUUGCAGUCCUCUGUUGACAACACAGAAGCCUGUAGUGAAAUAUGUGGCAUACUUCCCAGCAGUGUGGUCAAGGAGGAGGAGCCAGAAGCAAUUCUUCUAGAUACAAAAAUCAGAUCAAGAAAAGGACCCCAAAACUCAUCAGAGACAGAAAUUGUUAAUACGAGUACUGCAUGUCAACCAUCUGAAGUACAGAAAGUGGAUGAUGAACAUGUUGCAAUUGCAAACAAGUCGAAAAUUGGAUUUAAGGCUAAAGAAAAGGCGAAGAAACCUCUCACAUGCAAAUACUGUGGAGUUUCCUUUCGGCACAUUACAGCAUACGUCAUGCACCAACGCAUACAUACAGGUGAAAAGCCGUACAAAUGCAAGUUCUGCAGUAAAACCUUUGCUCAUCUUUCUAAACUGAAGUCUCACCGAAAUGUACACAAGGAACGUGCUUUUCCCUGUCCUUGCUGUAACCAAACUUUCAUGAAGAAAGAAGAUCUGCUAAGUCAUUUUAAAGUGCACCUUCUGGAAUCAAAACUUAGCACUGAACCUAAGCAGGACAUUAAGAAAAAGAGAAAUAUGUCCUCAAAAAAGCCAAGCAAAUCAGGCCACCAUAUUUGCAAGGUUUGUAACAAAAACUUUGUAAACCAAGUCAAAUUGCGGAUUCACAUGCGUGUGCAUAAAGCAGAGAUGCCCUUGACAUGUAAAGACUGUGGGAAGACUUUUAAGAAACCUUCAAACCUUGCAGCUCAUGAGAAAAGCCACAGGCCUGUAAAGCCAUAUGCUUGUUCUAUUUGUGGAAAAGGUUUCAGCCAGCUGAAGGCAUUGAAAAAGCACUCUCAAAUUCACACAGGUGAGACACCCUUCUCCUGCAGUCAUUGUGGCCAUACAUUCAGUGCCAUGUCUGCACUUAGGGUGCAUCAAGCGUCCAAAACGUGCAUUUCAAAGAGAACUGAUGGGGAAAGCGUCAAGGGUUUCAUCAUGAGUCAAAAAGGUGGUCAGGUUUUCUUCAAGUGUCAGAUAUGCAAACAGCUCUACAAAAAAUGGUGCCAGUACACGCUUCACCUUCAAACUCACACCAGUUCUUCUCCAUACCUUUGUUUUUCAUGUGGACAGUGUUAUGAGAAGGAUUCUGAGGUCAGUGAUCAUUGUAAGGUGUGUUGCCAGUCAAGUGGGGAGGAGAAAACUUGUAGAGCAUCAGUCUCUGAAAUCAUUCAGGGUUUAACCCAAACUGACUCUGACUUGUGCUUAGACAGUAUUUCGAAGAAUACCUCAGAUUCUUCACAGAGUUUACCAAGUACAAGAUUUCGAAAUCUGCGGACUAGACAAAAACAUACCACUUUACCAUCUCAUCCUACAGAAUUGGAAUGUACACAAACAAGAACCACAACUCUUCCGGAAAAAGAUGCUGAACAAUUCCCCAUCAGAUUCCCAAAUGCCCAGUCACCCGCUCGUUCUGAAACCAGCUGUACCUCCUCAGACAGCCCUCUAGAAUGUAUCGAAAUCUCUCCGAGUCUUUGGAAAUUUCAAUGUUCACGUUGCGGUCAGCGAUUUGAGCGGUACAGGAUGUUGUGCGCUCAUAUCCAGACACACGCUCCCACUUUCAGAUACACCUGCGCACAUUGCGGCCAGUUUUUUGAAAGGUGGAGUAAGCUAUGGUUGCAUCAGCGACGUCAUCGUCGCAAAGGUCGUUGCUACUCCUGCACCCAGUGCAGUCUUCAGUUCCGCUUCUUUAACUCUUAUAAAGAGCACAUGUUUGACCACGCAGGCCAGAGACCCUACGCAUGUCCGCUCUGUCCCAAAACCUUCAUCCAGGAGAAAAGCUUACACGCUCACCAGUAUGAGUCUCAUAAACUGUGUGAAAGUCUUAAAUGUGAUGUUUGUUCGAAGACCUUCAGCAGUUUAAGAAACUUAAUCAAGCACAGUCUUCUGCACAACGGUUCUACCUCUCACGUUUGUCUCCUGUGCAGUCUCUCAUUCACAAAUACAAGAGCCUUCCAGCAACACUUGAACACACACACCGGUUAUCAAGGACUGCCGCUUCCAGACAUUGCUUCAAAGCCGCUCAGUUUCCCCCACAAAUGCAGAACAUGCAAAGCUUGUUUUUCAACUGGAGAUUUGCUCUAUGCUCAUCAGAUAUGCCAUUCCAGAGAUGCAAAGACUAAAGUCCGUCCAGAAUCCAAGUCUACCUCAAAAUCGUCCGAUUCUCGUCAUACAGAUGAACAAUCUGGCACCCCUCUCACAAAUCAUGUAUCGAAACUCAAACUGGAUGGCGUACCCAAUGAUAAGAGCCUGUAUGUUUAUUCCCAUCCUGACAGGCUCUAUGUUAACCCUAGUUUAUCCGCAGUAAGGCAUCAAGUCAUUCAUUUAGACUCUAAUGAACACUCAUACUCUCAGAAUACCAGGCCAGACAUUUCAAACUCUACCCCCUUAGCCAGCAGUGAAGGAUGCACACAGGAUUUACCUGUGGCGACCUCUCAUCUACCUCAGGACACAUCAGAUCGGGAAACCACUAACUUGAAAACAAGCGAGAGUGUUAAAGACAUGACAAACGAUCCUAUCCAGAAUAAAAAUAAACACAGCCAUAAGCAUCAGAGAAGGUCUACCUUUGUGGAGACCAGCGUUAAUAUGGAGGUAGAAACUGUUCAUGACGAGUUUGAGGAGUGUUUUGAAUGUGCUGAUUGUACUGAAAAACUAACCAGUGUCAUAGGCCUUUAUGAACAUUACAUACUACAUGCAAUGGGGGAUACAUACGUACAAGUACAUUGAUGAUGAUUGUAGUUUUUCAUCACAGUUGAUGUUUUAAUGGUAGAUGAUAAUGCAUGUUGUAUUGACACUAGUAUUUGUUUUACCAUCCAGGGGCCUCAUUUAUAAAGUGUGCGGUAAAUGCGUCAUUUACAUGGAAAGUGCUUGGGGGUCUGAGCUUGUCCGAUUGCUUCACGUUUUUGGAAAAACAUUGACAGGUGCUUUUUAUAUGUCAAUGACAUCAAUUGGGCAUUGUUUAAAUGUGGAAAUUUGAAACUAUUUAGCUGCACACAAUUUCAAAAUCAUUCGCGAUCUAUAGAUUUCACAUCUACACACAAGUUUUCUGUGCGCAUGUUUAUUUUAUGAAUCACACGUACACAUAGGAUGGUUUUUAUGCAGCAUUUUAUAAAUAAGGCCCCUGGUGUUUUGUUUUUGCAUGCUUUUUAAGUCAGUAAAUGUGUCAUUUACAAAGUUGACUUUGUAUUUUUUUAUCUUGGUGACAAAAAGUAGCUUAACAAUGGUGCGGUUUCUCGUGCAGGGCUUAUCCUAGUCCCAGACUAAAAUGCAUAUUUGAGCUGCCACCUUUUACUGAAAUAUUUUAACAUACUGUAUACCAAUGCCGUUGUUUUGUCACAAGAUGCACGCCAGUAUUGUUUUUUGUAAGGUAUGUUUAUAAAAACUACUGUAAUGUCCUAAUAUAACUAAGGCCUAGACCUGGAUUAAUCUAAACCCUGUCCGGGAAACCGCCCCAAUGACUCUUAACAGGCUCUGUAAACCCUCAGGUUAAUGUGGUUUAAAAUCUUACACAGGCUGUGGAAGGGUUAAUGCUCAAUGUCUUCUCCAAGACACUGUAUUACUGGAGUUAUUAUGUCACUUUGCCUUUAUCUAGAUCUCUCCAUAGGUGCCUUCAUCGAAAGGUUUGGGUGUGAGAUUUAAUCGUUGCUGGUGCGUAAGUCAGGUUCAUAUACUGUACAUACAGUAGGGUCGUUUAAAGGAUGUGUAAAUAGCUUAACAUAACCCAAUAACCUGCCAGGCCUCCCAAUGUAAAGACAUUAUCUGGGUGGCACAUAUAUAAAUAUUGUAAAAUGAAUAUAUGUAGUACUUGAGAACGCUAUAUCUGAAAGUUUUACAUAUACUGUUUCCAUUGUAGUCAUGUUUUUGUUUUUU
Messenger RNA from Misgurnus anguillicaudatus (oriental weatherfish), 9732 nucleotides. RefSeq lists its product as uncharacterized. Lineage: Eukaryota; Metazoa; Chordata; Actinopteri; Cypriniformes; Cobitidae. The record is from RefSeq and is a predicted model, not a curated record.